Molecule: messenger RNA, 2261 nt
Organism: Aphidius gifuensis
Lineage: Eukaryota; Metazoa; Arthropoda; Insecta; Hymenoptera; Braconidae
Exons: 4
Coding region: 126-812 (228 amino acids)
Source: RefSeq, a predicted model, not a curated record
AUUACAUGGCAUUAUGUGAGUUGUGAGUGCUUGACGCUUGUAGAGAUUAUAAUUAUAAAAAUCAAUUACAGUAAAGAAUCGAUUAUUAUUAAGAAAAAAGUUUUAAAAAACGAUUUUAAGAGUCUAUGUUGUGCCAAAUAGUAAAAAAUCGGAUUUUGGUUUUGCUUCGUAUGAUGAUUGGAGCAAUGCCAGCAGUGGCUGUACGCCAUGAACGUCGUAGACAAGAAAAACGUACAAAAAGACCAUCACAACUUUAUUUGGGUGGACAAUGGAUGCCACCACCUUCUGGUUCACCACCAAGUACAAGUCCCCAUGGACAUACAAGUCAUUUUGAACAACUUCCUGAAUUGUAUCUCUGUGGAAAGAUAUCUGGACUACAUGCAGUUGUUGUUUGUUUGCUACUUGGUGCAGUGAUACUAGUAGUUGGAUUAGUCCAAUUAGCACCAGGAGCAACAACAACUGACCACAGACUACUAUUACUCAUUGGUGGAUCAACUCUUCUUCUCUUUGGAAUGAUUCUUGCUGGUAUUAGAUGUUAUGUAUUACAUUGUAUGCCUUUACCAACUGAUUCACCACUUCGAACACCCUUACCACCACCAACAACAUCAACAACAACGAAUCAAUCAUCAGCAUCACGUGGUACACUUGAUUUACUUGUUGGGCAUUCAAAUCCAGUUGAUAAUAAACGUCAAAUGAUUCAUCAACAUCAACAACCACAACAACAACAACAACAUCAUCAUCAUCAUCGUCAUCAUGAUAAUAAUCACAGAAAAAAGCGUAGCUCACAAUGCUCGGAAAGCGGAGAAGCCUAAAUAAUUAAUAUUCCAUUUUUAAACUUUGGUUAAUUAUCAAAGUAUAAAUAUUAAUUAAAAUAUACUUUUGAAUUCAUUCAUUUAUAUAUGCAAGAAAGAAAUUAAAUUAAUUAAUAAUAUUGAUAAUAUGCUUGCAUCACUGUGAAGUGAAAUUACCAAAAUAAAAAAUGUCCAACAGAAUUUUUAAAUUAUGCAAAAAAAAUAACUAAGUAAUCACAAUUGAUACGUGUAUUUAAUAAUUAAUUAUUAACAAUGAAAAUCAAUUGAAAAAUAAUAUUAUUCUUUGAAUAAAUUUUCCAAUAUUAUGGUAAAAAUGAAAAUAAUACUUUUAUCUUUUAUAAACUUUCUAUACAUCUGUAUAUUAUAAAUAAAUAUUGAUAAAAAUAAUAAAAUUUUAAUUUAAAUUUCUUGCAAUUUGAUUUUAAAUUACUUGCAAUUUUAUUAAAAUAAAAAAAAUAAUUUUAAUUUGUUAAUUAAUUUCUAAUUAAUACGACAGUAAUGUUGUAACAUAUUUGUGAUUUUGUGUUGACUUAAUUAUUGACUAAAUCAUCACAAUUAUAUUGCCAAAUUUUUUAAAUAAUAUUUUCAGAUAUAAAUAAUUUUAAAAUAUAAAAAAACUAAUAUUUAUAAUAUUUUAAUGAAUCUAACCAGCGUACCAUUUUGUGAAAUCUAUGUGUCUUUCAAAUAACUUUUAAUCUAUUUACACCUGAUAAUGUUUAACAAUAAAUAAAUGGAAAUAAAUUAUAGUCUUGAGCUAAGUUACAGAGGUCUUGGCUCUUUAUUGUUUUUACAUAAAAUUAGUAUCAACGUAUCGAAAUGAAAUAAUAAAAUAUUUAAUUAAGAAAACAGCCAGUCAACAGCAAGAAAAGUAAAUUAUUUUUCAAUAAAUAUAUUACUGAUAAUAAAAAUAAUAAUAAUAAAAACUGAGUUGGUCUGUUUGAACAAAAAAAACAAACAAACAUAAAUAAAAUUUUUCGAUACGCAGUAACAAGCGAUCGACUACGAUUGGGGUCCACUUAAACUAACAUUAAUAUCUAUUUAUUUAUAAAUAAUUAAGAUUAUAAAUAACUACACAAAGCAACUAUGUAAAAAAUAAAUAUUAUUAUAUUCAAAAGUGAUCUAAAAAUAGAAUUCAAUUUUUUUUUUCUUUGAUUAUUUCGUGCAGUGAUAUAAAAAUAUAUUUAAAAAAUAAAAAAAAUUAAAAAAAUAUAUUGUAAUUUAUGAAUACAUAUAUAGUGUAUUUAUAAAAUUAUGAUAUACACAAAAAAUUAUAUCUAACUAAAGUUUAAAAAUGUUUAAUCGAAAGAAAAAUAAAAAAAAAAAAAAAAAAAGGUAAUUGACGUAAUUAUUGUUAUUGCUUGUCACGCCAAUAAAAAAAAUUUCUAAAAAUUAUAAAAAUCCAUUAUUUUGUUAAUAAAUAAAAUAAUAUUAAAAAAAAAAAAAAAAAAA